GCUUCACCACAAACUUCUCGCUGCUGCGUCCUCGCGUCCUUCUCGAACCCUUCACGGCCCUCUCCGCCUGCCUGUUCAGCUCCACCUCCCUCUGCGCUUCCAGAUUGCACCCCGCCCUGGCAUGCCUCUCGCCUGAACAGACGUGCUUAGAGCCAUGCACUUUUUUCGCAACCGUCUGCUUCCCGCAGCCUGCGUCGGCGUGCUCCUGCUCUGCCUUCUGCGUCUCGGCCUCUCCGCGCCCUCCUUCGCCGCCCCGGUCGACGACAAGCCCGGCCUCGCUCACUUCGUCGCCGCCAUCCUUGCGCCGUCCCAGCUCGAGUCACCGCUGAUGCUCAACGACGAGGAAUGGGCCCUCUCCUCCGCUGCCGACUCUUCCUCCACCUCGACCUGUUCGUCUGGCGACGGCUUCAUGAGCUGCAGAACCGACAACCCCGACAAAGCCCGCCCGGAUCUGCCUGACCUCUUUGCAGUCCUCAACGAAGGCCAAUACCCCGCCGACCUCUGCGAACUCGACUGCACAGCCUCCUCCGCCUGCUACCAGCUAGGUUUAUGCGCCCUGCCUCUCUCAUCGUCAUCGCCCUCCUCCUCGACCUCAUCAUCCUCACGCGGCACCGAAAUACCACCAAAAUCUCUACAAAUCUACAAGCCGGCCCUAGUCGCCCUCCCCGAGCAACCGCAAUCGACUCACCUCCUCUCAUCCCUUCUCGGCCCCUCCUCAAAAACCACCCUACUCCUACGCGCAUUUGCUCAAAGCAUAUACAAACUCAACACCUCGAACGACCCGCCAAUCUCGACUUUUACCGUCAGACCCCCACAGUCCUCUACCGAACUAGCCUCAAAGCCCACUGCUAUUCGGAUAACACCUUCUCUCGCAACCCACGAUCCCUCUGCUGACUCGGAAUCGAACGCAUUGCCCCUGUCUAAGGAGGUCGAACCGGCCGACGACAAGACUACCGAAAAAUCGACCGGCGAGCUCGACAUCAUACCAAAAAUCCCGGUCACUGUGCAAGAAAAAGUACAACCGAUCCUGGAAGAUGGACAAGCACAUAGCCCAGAAGAGCCGGAAACACGGAAGCACGACGAAGAACUGGAACAGCCGGAUCAGCUGGAUCAGCUCGAGUCCUCACAACUCUCACAAGACUCAACGGCAUCCGGCGAGGCAAAACACUCGCCGAUGCAGUCACAGAAGCAAAACAAGUCGUUGGGUAUCGCCACGCGAUUGAACGUCCGGCAAGUACUGGAGGACGGCAACCACCGAUCUUCGUCUUGUCUUGGACUCGUCAUCGCCAUGCUCUGCUUUGUUGGUAUGGGCAUGUAAGCUGGCGUUUUCCGUGUUUUGCUUCAAAUUAUCGUUUCGUUGUCUUCAGUCAUUCGGUUCAAAUACCUGUUAUCGAACGGUUUCUUUUGUUUGUUUUGUUUUGCUGAGUCUUUCGGCCAUGAUUAGCCAUAAAAGCAGCCGGCAUGCCGCAGUUAGCAGGUACUCGUCUAUGUAUACGGCGCGACUGCUACGGCAAACUUGACGCAUUAUGAGCAUUAUCAUCCAUAUCGUUG
Molecule: messenger RNA, 1551 nt
Organism: Myxozyma melibiosi
Lineage: Eukaryota; Fungi; Ascomycota; Lipomycetes; Lipomycetales; Lipomycetaceae
Exons: 1
Coding region: 155-1318 (387 amino acids)
Source: RefSeq, a predicted model, not a curated record